Dromiciops gliroides (monito del monte) is the source of this 1367-nucleotide messenger RNA. RefSeq names its product solute carrier family 16 member 11 (gene SLC16A11). The transcript is spliced from 4 exons. Gene Ontology annotation, biological process: monocarboxylic acid transport; transmembrane transport. Gene Ontology annotation, molecular function: monocarboxylic acid transmembrane transporter activity. The record is from RefSeq and is a predicted model, not a curated record. The coding region runs from base 3 to 1367 and encodes 454 amino acids. Lineage: Eukaryota; Metazoa; Chordata; Mammalia; Microbiotheria; Microbiotheriidae.
UCAUGUCCGCACUUCUACUCCAACAGGCAAUGAUGCCUCCCUCGAUGGCCAGGCCUCCUGAUGGGGGCUGGGGCUGGGUGGUGGCAGGGUCUGCAUUUGUGGUGAAUGGGCUCUCCUAUGGGCUGCUCCGGUCUUUGGGCCUUGCCCUCCCUGUCUUCGCAGAAUACUUUGACCGAAGCACCCAGGACACUGCGUGGGUCAGCGCCAUAGCUCUGGCUGUCCAGCAGGCUGCCAGCCCCGUGGGCAGUGCUCUGAGUACCCGUUGGGGGGCACGUCCUGUGGUGAUGGUGGGAGGUAUCAUCACUUCCCUUGGCUUCAUUCUCUCUGCCUUUGCCAGCAGCCUCCUGCACCUCUACCUCGGCCUUGGCCUCCUUGCUGGAUCUGGCUGGGCUCUGGUGUUUGCCCCAGCCCUGGGUACCCUCUCUCGAUACUUCUCCAGGCGCAGGGUCCUGGCUGUGGGGCUAGCCCUGACUGGCAACGGGGUGGCCUCCUUGGUCCUGGCCCCAGUUCUGCAGCUCCUCCUUGAUGCCUUUGGCUGGCGAGGUGCCCUACUUCUGCUCGGGGCCACCACCCUCCAUCUCACCCCCUGUGGGGCCCUGCUCCGGCCUUUAGCUCUCUCUGGAGAUCCUACUACACCACCUCAUAGUCCCCUCACUGCUCUUGGUCUCAACCUGUUCACCCAUCCUGCCUUUGCUGUGUUUGCAUUGGGGACAACCCUUGUGGGGGCUGGUUACUUCAUUCCCUAUGUGCACCUUGCCCCCCAUGCCUUGGACCUUGGUCUUGGAGGAUAUGGGGCAGCUCUGGUGGUUUCUGGGGCAGCGGUAGGCGAUGCAGGGACUCGACUGGUCUCUGGGUGGCUGGCAGAUCGUGGCUGGGUCCCUCUUCCACGGCUGCUGGCCACGACUGGGGCACUGACAGGUUUGGGACUGGUGGCAGUGGGGUUGGUGCAGGAACAAGAAGGGUGGGGGGCUCCCCUACUGGCAGCAGCAGGAGCCUACGGGAUGAGUGCAGGUGCAUUUGCUCCACUGGUGUUUGGUGUCCUGCCAGGUCUUGUAGGGCUUGGGGGAAUCUUGCAGGCCACAGGGCUGGUGAUGAUGCUGAUGAGCCUGGGGGGACUCCUGGGUCCACCACUUUCAGGUUUUCUCCGGGAUGUGACAGGUGACUUUAAAGCUUCCUUCCUUGUCUGUGGCUCCUUCAUCCUUUCUGGAAGCUUCAUAUACCUGAUGCUCCCUGGGGCCCUGCCUCCUUGCCACCCUGCUCUUCCUCCCCCAGCCCCUCCUCCUGAGCAGGGAGAACUCCUUCCUUCACCUCAAAGUGCCCUGGUCUCCCCAAGAGAUCCUCAUUCCAUCCCAAACACUACUUGUUGA